AAAAAAAAAAAAAAAAAAACACAAAAGAAAAUGUCUACUUUUACUAUCUAUCUACCCCACAUACAUAAUGUUAUUUAUACGAUAGUAGGUUAUGUUAAAAUAAAGCAAAAAAAAAAAACAAAAUACAAAACCAAAUGAAUACAAUUAUUAUUAUUAUUAUUAUUACUUACGUACUUACUCCCGCCGCAUCACCGUGCCGUCGCGCAGCGCAUUUUCCUCUGACGCACUCUGCUGUGAUUGGCCGUUGGAUGGACGUGAACGUGGCUCACCCGUUGAACGUUCUGCGCGCGAAAGUAUUAUAUUUUUUAAUACCAAAAAUUUUAUCGCGCAUUCACAUUGCGAUUGAGGUAUAUCGCGGUCGUUACUGCAUUCAAUUAAAUCAACUUCAUUUAACAAAAACACAAUAUGCCACCCAAGACCAGCGGCAAGGCUGCCAAGAAAUCUGGCAAGGCGCAGAAGAACAUCUCUAAGACUGACAAGAAAAAGAAGAAGCACAAGAGGAAGGAGAGUUACGCAAUUUACAUUUACAAAGUGCUCAAGCAGGUCCAUCCUGACACCGGAAUAUCCAGCAAGGCGAUGUCGAUAAUGAACUCGUUUGUGAAUGACAUUUUCGAACGCAUCGCUGCGGAAGCAUCUCGUCUGGCGCAUUACAACAAGCGCUCCACCAUCACAUCCAGGGAGGUGCAAACAUCUGUACGUCUCCUUCUGCCAGGCGAGCUGGCAAAGCACGCAGUCAGUGAGGGUACCAAAGCUGUCACCAAGUACACCAGUUCAAAGUGAGAGCUACUAGCUAGAUAGUAAUGUAAAAUCGGUGGUGUGUGUGUGUAUGUACGUAAACGCACGCAUGCACGCAACCCGAACAUACAUACAACUUAUGUCAUCCAAAAGGCCCUUUUCAGGGCCACAA
Molecule: messenger RNA, 907 nt
Organism: Manduca sexta (tobacco hornworm)
Lineage: Eukaryota; Metazoa; Arthropoda; Insecta; Lepidoptera; Sphingidae
Product: histone H2B-like
Exons: 1
Coding region: 406-780 (124 amino acids)
Cellular component (GO): nucleosome
Molecular function (GO): structural constituent of chromatin; protein heterodimerization activity; DNA binding
Source: RefSeq, a predicted model, not a curated record